AAUGCAUGAGAAGAUUGGAGCUGCAGCAGAGGAGAAGGCAACAUGAUAAUAUAGCCAUCGCACACCACAUCAUACACAUAGCUGGUCUACAUUACCAGAAACAUCAUCUCCAUCAUCAUUGCUACUUUUAUUAUUUUAUUCUCACCAUUCAACAGAGAAGUCUAAAACUCCAGUUUUGUAAUUCAGCACAUUGUUCCCAUGAUGUCAUACCUGUGGAUUCUCCUGCUGGGCAGUUUGGUGAUUGGAGCCAAGACACAAGAAGACCCUGCUGCUGAGCCAGAAACAAAGGAACCAGAAGCAGAAGCAGCAGAGCCCGAGGCCCCAGCAGAGGAAGUAGCUGCCGAGGAGGCCCCAGCUGCUGAGGAGGCUCCGGCAGAAGAAGAGGAGGAGGCUGCAGAAGAGGAGGAGGCUGCAGAGGAGGAGGCUGCAAGUUCUGAGGAGGCUCCGGCUACAGACCAAGAGGCUGCAGCUGCAGAAGGGGAGGCUCCGGCUACAGACCAAGAGGCUGCAGCUGCAGAAGGGGAGGCUCCGGCUACAGACCAAGAGGCUACAGCUGCAGAAGGGGAGGCUCCGGCUACAGACCAAGAGGCUGCAGCUGCAGAAGGGGAGGCUCCGGCUACAGACCAAGAGGCUGCAGCUGCAGAAGGGGAGGCUCCGGCUACAGACCAAGAGGCUGCAGCUGCAGAAGGGGAGGCUCCGGCUACAGACCAAGAGGCUGCAGCUGCAGAAGGAGAGGCUCCGACAGAGGACACAGAAGUAGUAGAAGAACCAACAGUGGAAGUAGAGGUGGCCCCUGAAGCUGAGGCAGAACCAGAAGCGGAGGCGGCAGAACCAGAAGCAGAGGAACCUGCUGUAGAAGAGGAAGCUGCAGAAGCCGAGCCUGAAGCACAAGCGGAGAGCGAGCCCACAAAGGAGGAGACACCCACGGGAGGGAAGAGCCGCAGAGGGGGCUCACUUGCCCAUACCGCAGAAGCAGACGGCGCAGCGGAAGCGCAAGCGGCUAGCUCUGGCUCGGUUGUGGGCAUUCUGUGUGCUAUCGGCGUGGCGAUCGUUGGAGCUGCCACCGGAUACUUCGCCUAUCAGAAGAAGAAGCUCUGUUUCAAGAACAGUGGAGGGGACGUAGAGAGUGCCCCUAAGGAGGAGGCUGUGACCCAGUCGGAUCCCCAGGUUCUCAGCAACUUGCUGACUAAUUCAUCCUAGAUCAUCUGAGAUUCUACUGGAAAAUAAACAGGACCAGCGGCAGAGUCCCAUAACACACGCACACACACACACGCACGCGCACACACUCAAACACAGAUUAAUCUCAAUCUUUAGGCCUUAAACUGAUAUAGCUGUAAAACUGUGAGAUAGUUGUGUGGGGUUAUGAACCUUCAGCACCACAUUAGAGUGUGAGACCAAUCAGUAGAACCUCAUUCUAUGUUGUCUAUGAGAAGGCAGCACAAUUUUUAUGGAUCUAACAUAAACAAUGUGUAUAGGCACAGCUCAUGAUUAUUAGUUCCUAGAUUAUUUUGGAUAAAAUGGCUACUCUAUUUGAAAUGUUACCUUUGUUUGUUGUUGGGUUCUUUGCAAUGAUUUAGCCUGGUCCCAUGUUGAAUAUGCUGUAGCCCAAUCUUUUAGCCUGGUCCCAUAAUGAAGGUAGCAAACUCUUCUAUUAUUGUCAAGCCAUACACAUUUUGUGUGACAAUUAAGGAACUCAGAGAGGAGUUGGCUAAAGCAGCAACAGACUGGACCACCUGACUAGUAGUGUUGUUCACUGUGAAAUCUGGUUAGAGGAAGCUGUGUGAGAGCUGGUAAGAGGACAGAAGAUGUCGCCCUGUUGUGUGUUUGCUUGGUAUUCGGGGGGCUUGGAGACCUUUACCGGCGGGUUGUCUAAAAUGCAACAAAGUAUGUGAACAUUUAUCAAAUCAAAUCAGAGUUUAUUAGUCCCAUGCACAGGGUCGCAGAUGUAAUCGCAGGGUACAGUGAAAUUCUUAUGCUCCGAGUGACAACAAUGCAGGUCAAAGAGCUCUGUUCAAAUAGUCUGUAUUACAAUAUAAUGCUGUUCUGCUCUGUAAGAGCCUUACAUUAGAUGGUUCACCUUGCAAGCCUUAUCACGAUUCUAUCUCACUACUAGUGCCAGUCUGAAAUGGUACCCUAUUCCCUCUAUAGUGGAAUACUUUUGGAGCCCUGCUAUAAAAGUAAUAGGGUGCCAUUUUGGACAUAGCUUUAGACUUAGGCAGGACUGUCACAUUCUUCACACACAUCCCCAUGGAGACUGUCAGGGGUCUAUAACGUUUGUCCUGGAGAGCUACUGGGUGUACUGUGCUGUUAACGUAGGUCUGAACAAAAGCCUGCACACCCAGCAGCUCUCUAAGAUCAGAAUUGGAGAACCCAGUGCCUGCUUCACACUAUAGGGCCGACCCGAACAGUACUGUGCUGACUAGCAUAUUUCCUUUUCAUAUUGUCCUUUCCAACAAGGCUCCAGCAACUAUGGUGGAUGCGUAACCAGGCCAGCCCAGUACAGCUUGAUUUGGCUCAGUAGUUUGAAAAGGGUAUACGACUGUAUGCAGUAUAGCUCUGGGCAGGAGUCAGCCUGGGUGAUGCUCACUGCUGAACGCACUGUAAGAAUGUUCCACUUCACAGUCGAAGACUAAAACUGGAGAAGCACUUUCUGAUUAGCCUGGUCCCAUGAUUUGUGUGUACUUUAGCCAACUAACUCUUCUGAAUAUCAUUGUCUCAACAAGACCUCUUUUGGUGAAGUACUUUCCCAAUCUGUUCAUGUUUUGAGUAAUGAUGAUACACGUUGGUAUACAGAGUACUACGCUCUUCUAUUUAAUGAAUCUGUCUUUAUCUUGUGUUUAAGAAUUGUGUGAUUUUAAUCUUUCAGCACUUAUUUGUUUUUCUUUUUUAAUUAUGUGAAUAAUGUUGGAGACCGGAAUAAAGGAGCUGUUAAGGGGGAACUAUG
This is a messenger RNA of Coregonus clupeaformis (lake whitefish), 2944 nucleotides long. Its product is annotated as skin secretory protein xP2-like. The coding region runs from base 199 to 1200 and encodes 333 amino acids. The record is from RefSeq and is a predicted model, not a curated record. NCBI's taxonomy places the organism in Eukaryota, Metazoa, Chordata, Actinopteri, Salmoniformes, Salmonidae. Gene Ontology annotation, biological process: positive regulation of neutrophil extravasation; T cell extravasation; homotypic cell-cell adhesion. The transcript is spliced from 9 exons.